AUGCAGCAAGCGUUAGACAUAUUCCUGUUAACGUACCGAAGUACACCCAACCGGGCACUGCCAGACCAAAAGUCGCCGUCCGAGGUCAUGUUUGGUCGCAAAAUACGCACCUGUCUCGAGCUGCUACGUCCCCCAACGGUACGAACUCCAGUAGCACCGUCGGACGAUCACACAAAACCGAGGUUCUUCAGCCGGAACUAUUCGGUUUACGCUAAGCUUUAUGGCCGUAACGGUUGGAAGUGGGCUCCUGGAACAAUCAUCGAAAAAAUAGGAGACGUGAUGUAUAACGUAUGGGUCGAUGAUCGCCGAAUGCUGCGUUCCCAUAUCAACCAACUCCGGAGUCGCCUGUUGACUCGAUACCUGUUGACUCGAUACCAAAGCAACCUGCCAAUCAAGCCACCUCUCGUCAGUAUUCGUUACCGCUCGACAACCUGUUGGGUGCCUGGAAUCUACCAAAUCAAUCUUCUGGCACGCCAGCACUGUCCCUUGUUGCGAGCGGAUCUGAUUUAUCACCUGUCUCCAGUCCCGAGCAUACCUUGCUAG
Topomyia yanbarensis is the source of this 543-nucleotide messenger RNA. RefSeq lists its product as uncharacterized. The record is from RefSeq and is a predicted model, not a curated record. The transcript has a single exon. NCBI's taxonomy places the organism in Eukaryota, Metazoa, Arthropoda, Insecta, Diptera, Culicidae. The coding region runs from base 1 to 543 and encodes 180 amino acids.